AUGAAUGCCGCAUCCCAAGUCUUCCACAUCCCAGAGCUGCUGGAGCUCAUCCUGCUCUCUCUCCCCGACGAUACAAUCCACACAGAGACGAGAAGCAUGCGAACCAUUCACACCGCGCAAACAACAUCCCGCACCUGGCACGAGCUCCUCUUCCAUUCCACUCCUCUGCGUCACAAACUUUACCUCCCAACACCAUUAGCGAUCCCCGAAUCCCACGCUUGGCUCGAACAAAGCGCCUUCCCACCCGCACAGCCGUGCCCCUGGAUUCCGCAGUUGUUACUGAACCAACGGAGCUGGGGCUCAGCGUGGCCGUUUGAAUCUACCUAUUCACGAUCUCUCUACGAAGGGCCCAAGCCGUCCAAACCGAAGCAUUGGACGUUCUCCCUGGAGCUUUCGAAAGCGCAAUUCGGUCGCCUUCCCAAGUCGGGUGAAUGGAGAUCUCACCUAGCCACUAAUCCUCCCUUUACCGAUUUCUGGUACACUCGCUCCUUCUACGAACUCGGCAGCGGACGGGCCCCGUUCGUGACGCAUCUCGACUACAACGCCAAAGUGCCGAAGAGCGAGCAGAAGUACGUCGUUCAUCGGCCCGGCGGUGUGACGCUUGGCGAUCUAGUGGAUGCUUAUACGCAUCUGUUUGAAACGCAUCCGGCGGCGAAAUUCAUCCUGAUUGAGAGUUUGCGGAUCCUGCCAAUCGACGAGGUCAAGCUCGAGGAAGACCGGCCGACCACAAAAAUGUACAUGCCUGGCUCAUCUGCUGAAAGAUCGCUAGAUUGGUAG
Messenger RNA from Neohortaea acidophila, 777 nucleotides. RefSeq lists its product as uncharacterized. The record is from RefSeq and is a predicted model, not a curated record. The transcript has a single exon. NCBI's taxonomy places the organism in Eukaryota, Fungi, Ascomycota, Dothideomycetes, Mycosphaerellales, Teratosphaeriaceae. Bases 1 to 777 code for a protein of 258 amino acids.